AGAUUCAAAACGAAAAUGGCGGCUGGAAAUGAUGUCCACAACAAUCACAAACUGAGCAGAAGUGGAACAAAAUGCAGUGUGUUUACCAGCCAGGAAAAGCCGAACAUGAGCCAGCCUGUGAUCUUCAACCCAGACUUCUUCGUGGAGAGGCUGAGACACGAGCAUCCACAUGCAUUUGUCGAUUUGGUGCUUAGCAACAUUACUCGUCUCAUAGACCUUCCAGGGGACGAGUUUGCUCAGCUCACCGGCGAGUCGGAGGCGAAGGUGCCCUCCGCCACUGGCUUUCUGCGCUCCCUCAACUUCCUUAAUAAACGUAAAGACAAAGGAGUGGUUUUCGGUGCACCAUUAACUGAAGAAGGAAUAGCACAGAUCUAUCAGCUCAUUGAAUAUCUGAGUAAAAACCUCCAUGUGGAGGGCCUGUUCCGUGUGCCGGGCCACAGCCUAAGGCAGGCGGCCCUGAGGGAGAUGCUGAAUGCCGGGGCGGAGAUAGAUCUAGAGACAGGGGACUUCCACCCCAAUGAUGCGGCCACAUUGCUCAAAGCGUAUCUGGGAGAGCUGCCGGAGCCUCUGCUCACGCACAGACACUAUCAUGCCCACCUGAAGAUUGGAGAGCUGACUCGCUUCGAUGAAAGAGGGGACAAGACAAAUGUGCCCGACAAGGAACACCAGAUUGAAGCGUUUCAGCUGCUUUUCAUGCUGCUCCCACCGGCCAACCGCAGCCUGUUGAAACUGCUGCUGGACCUGCUGUACCACACUGCCCGAAAUCAGCACAUCAACAAGAUGUCUGCCAUCAAUCUAGCCACAAUGUUUGCUCCACACAUCCUCUGGCCCAAAAAUGUGAUGGCUUGUGAUCUGCAAGGAGACAUCGAGCGGCUGAACAAUGGCAUAGCGUUCCUCAUCAGGCACUCACAGAAACUGUUCAAGGCACCUACAUACAUCAAAGAAUAUGCCCGCUUGUACUUCACAGGAUCAAAAACUCUUCAAUCGAAGGAUGACCUGGUACUCUGUUCUGGGACUGAAAGUGGGCUCAUAUCUGCUGACCCAGCUGCCUCCCCUUCUCCUUCCAUAAGAACAAUCAGAAGUGGAGUCAGGAACACCUCCACCAGCAGCUCAUGUGAGACCCAAAGUUACACUGAAUCGGCCCUUAAAGAACUGUACCAGCAGGUUAACAACAUGCCUGAAUCCGCCAAAAAGAAGAAGCUCAUCAGACAGUUUGAUAAGCAGCCUUUGCUGACCCCUUCGUCUGACUCACGGACGCCACUCAGCAGGAAACACUGGCGUUCACGCUCUUUGGGUGGAAUUAUCAAGAGGAAGGUGAUGGGAAGCCAACUGUUAGCAGAGAAAGAAAAUGGUCCUCGGAGUCCUCUGGCCGGCGGCCCAUCGGUGGCCACGCAAGAGAAAUCAGCAGCUGUGUAGGAGAUUCUCUUAAAGAAUGCGCACUUCCCAACUAACAAAACACCGAGUGUUGUGUUUGGGGAAUGAAAGGAUCUGAGGCGCCGACGCAAACCAAAAAAAUGAAAGCAAAGUCGUUGAAGUUUAUGUCUUAAAAAUGAGUAAGAAACCAAAUCACGUUUGACUUAAGCUAUGCAAAAGGGGUUAAAUAGACAAUAGUGAGAAUUUUGCCUCGGCAUUCAUCUUAAAAUCCUUAUUCCUUGUUCUUUCACAAUGUUCAGCGGGGUGCGAGUGAGAUGCAUUUACUCAAGUGAAUUUGCGGCUAUUUAGCUGAAACCAUUGCGUGAAAGAUUUAAUUUGCAAAUGUAUUUAUUUUUGUAUUGGUCAUCCAGGUUUUUCAAGUCCCUAAAUCCAGUGCAUCAGAUGUAUUGAGUGUGAAGUGCAGGCUUUUCUUUUUAAAUGUUACAAUUUUUUUAAGUUAUAGUAGCUUUAGUUGGACUCACAUUUCAUGCAGAGGGGUCCAGACUUUAACUUUGAAUCCGCUAUGUGCCUUUAAUUGAAUAUAUCUUGCCUUUCUUUAUAACAAAACAUUGUAUUCUCCUCUUUAAAUUCCAAAUAACCUUUAAUGUGUGCUAAAAUUUGGGUAAAUGAUUCAUUAAAAUAUUGGUAAAUUAAGGUAGAGAAUUAAGGUUGGGAGGAACACAGUUAAAAGCCAAAGGACAUUCUUGUGUAGAUUAUAUGAUUCAUAUCAAUAGUUUUCGCUUUCUUCCUAACAGCACACACUGUUAUACUAAAGAAUACUGUGAUACCUAAAAACUACUGCUAUUUUAAAUAUCUUGUUUUUAUUGUUUGAUAUGCAUUUGUAUUUUUUAUAAUUAUUCAACUUUUUAGUGCAAGUAAAUGUAAACAUUUUUAAUAUUUUUUCUUUCAUUUUUCAUUUUCAAAGGUUAAUGAAGAGGAAUGAGUUUUUUCCCUUCUCUUGUGGUUUUAUAACAAGGUGCUUUCUGGGCGAGUUUAAGCCACUUAAAAGCCUUAAAAGUCUUAAAAUAUCGGCCUCCCCGGUCGAUUGUUGCUCACUUCGCCUGUUACAAGCUGUUCCAGCUCCACUAUACUGUGACGCUACUGAGAAUCUAUGCAACUCACUGCUAUUAAAAGAAAUCAAGCUGACAUUCGUAGCGAGUCCUUUCAUUUGAAAUUAACACGUGGGAUGGAUGAAUUAUGAACUUUCUGGCCUUUUUCCACUUUUUCUUUCGUGAGGAUAGAUGAAUAUCUGAUGUGAGUCUUGUGGUGCUGUUGUACUUUGGGACCACAAGGUGCUGCUGUUUAGCUGCAUAUGAUUCGUCUGCCUGAUCUGAACAAAAUAAAGAAUUAUAGACAACACCCAUAUGAGAGAAAUCUGCUGAUCAACUA
Messenger RNA from Pungitius pungitius (ninespine stickleback), 2802 nucleotides. RefSeq names its product rho GTPase-activating protein 19-like. The transcript has 11 exons. Gene Ontology annotation, biological process: regulation of small GTPase mediated signal transduction; signal transduction. Lineage: Eukaryota; Metazoa; Chordata; Actinopteri; Perciformes; Gasterosteidae. Gene Ontology annotation, cellular component: cytoplasm. Bases 16 to 1416 code for a protein of 466 amino acids. The record is from RefSeq and is a predicted model, not a curated record. Gene Ontology annotation, molecular function: GTPase activator activity.